AAACAGACUCGUCCUACACACGAUUUUAGUCAAUCGUGUAAAAGCCAAAGAGAUAUAUCCAACAAAAAUAUGAACGAGCUUACGACCGUUGUUAAAAGUUUUAGGGUGUUUUAGGUUUGUCGCGUUUUUUAACUAUGUUAAGUGAAAACAGGUCGUGUUUCGCGAGAAAAAUGAAGUGAUCCUAUAUUUAUUAAUAAGUAUGAGUGCCUCUGGAUGUUCUUUAUACACUACAACAUGACGAUGGGCUUAUCCUCAAACAAAAAGCAGACAUGACGUAAUAGGAGAAAGGGUAGAUUUUCAUCAUGUCAUCAAAGGAAAAAACAGCCCGAAGUGUCGCUCUAGAACAGACUUACGUCCACGAUGUCUACGAGCAGCUGGACGCUGAAGGGCUGCAUAACGAACCGUGGCCAAAAGUAGAACAAUUUAUAGACGAACUCGAACCCGGGUCUAUCGUAUGUGAUAUAGGAUGUGGAAAUGGAAAAUAUCUCGAUAUAAAUAAAUCAAUUUUUAAUAUUGGAGCAGAAAGAUCCUUUAAACUAAGUAAUAUAGCUAGAGAAAAACAAAACGAGGUUAUAAUAUUAGAUAAUUUAUCUUUGCCUUUUCGCGACGAGAGCCUAGACGCAGUCAUUUCCAUAGCUGUGAUUCACCAUUUCGCUUCGACCGAACGAAGGGUCUGCGCCCUUCAGGAACUCUCUAGAGUGCUUAGGAUAGGCGGCAAGCUCAUUAUCUCAGCCUGGGCCAUGGAACAGAGCCAUAGAAAAUUCGAAACACAAGAUGUAUUAGUGCCAUGGCAUUUACCAAAACAAAUAAAAAAUCCAGAUUUUCCCAUUAGUAAGGAUGUUUUUGAUUAUGAUGUAUUAAGUAUUUACAAUGGCUCAUAUUAUAAUGCUAAGGAAGAAAGCAACACAAAUUUCAAGUCCCAAAAAGAAAUAAACAAGAAAAGAAACAAAUUCAGAAAACGUAAAUCCUUAUCAACCGAUUCAGACUCACUGACGGGAUCAGAAACCUGUUACAGCUUUAUUAGAAGAGCUUUACAGAAAUUAUCUGGUGGAAGACGAUUAGCUAUGAACAGGCCUUGGUUUCUGGAAAACUGGUCAAACUGCACGAAAACAAACAACCAAAAAAAAUACAUGGACACCGACGUCUGCGAUUGUUAUGACUGCAUAGAAAACAUAAAAGAUUUGCCAAUAGAAUUACGAAGAAUCGACGAUUUCGAUGUACAACUAGAUAUAAAAUUUAAUUCAGCAUCAACAACAACAAUGUCUUCAUUCAAUGAUGUUUCCAUCAGGUCGAAAUCAGUGUCUAACUUGAGACUUUCAGAGACAGAAUGCAGAUCUGUCUCUAAACAAUCAAGCAUGGACGAAGAUGUAAAAUCUACGAAAAGCGAGGAUGUCAGUAUUGCCAGCACAAAUUCACUAAAGAAACCAAAACUGGUGAAACAAAAAAAGAGUAUUUGUGAGGACGAAAUGGACGAACUAUUGGAUGAACCCAAAGAUAUGACGUCUUCAAACAACAGUCCUCCAGAAUAUAAAGUCUUACAUGAGAAAUAUCAUCAAAAACAAAGGAAAAGUGUUUUAAAGCAACGUUCCCUUAAUGAAGAAUUAAUGUCUACCGACAGGCUAAAGGAGAAAGAACAGUUAAAAAGAAACAUCCAAAAGCAGGCAUCAUUAAAUGAAGAAUACAUCACUCAACGACACGUGUUUGAUUCUAUUAAAGACUCUAUUUUUACGUCAAAGGGUUUUCACUUUAUUAAAAUGGAGUUUACUAAUAAAAUUAAAAACUCAACUACAAACAUAGAAAAAGUAGCAGGUUCUUCGUUAAAAAACGGUUUUGUAAGGAUAUUUCAAAAUUGGAAGAACAGCGAUCUUAUAAGUCCCACGAUUCCGGAAAAUGAAUCCAUGGAUACUUUUCGUAAAAAACUGCCGUAUAUCGAGGAAAAACCUAACGAAAACACCGAGAGGCGUUCUUCGAAAGAAGAAAGCAGUGAUAGCAGUAAGGAUAGCUCACUACAGAGUGAUACUAGCGUAGAUAGUGAAGACUCAUUUGCAUCUGUGAUUUACGUCCCCAAAUCCGAAAACAUGUCGCCGAUAUUAUCCCCAGGACCAAUUUCCCCCAGAUGGAAAACAACCACAGCAGGCUCAAGUCUAUUUAGCUCUCUACCGAACUCUCCCAAAAUAAAACAGUCCAGUUGUCCUACUAGUCCUAAAUUUAAGCAACUUCCUCUAAGCUUAUACCCUCUAACAAAACAAAUGAGCAAUCCCAAGCCCGCUACCGACUUUCAUUUCUGCGAAAAAGCCGACAAUGAGUUCAGUUACAAGGAUGUCGCACCAAGCACUAAAAGGCAACUUAACAAAACCCUGGCACAAAAAUACUCAGUUCAACAAAUACCUAAGUUUAGGAGGACAGUUAACAAUACUCCUUCUAUGGCGAAUCAAGCCGUAGAAACUAAAAGUAGUACCAGUAAUAGUAACAAUACUACCACCAUAGAAAUUCCAAUAAUAACACAAACGAUGUGCGAAAGUCCGGAGCCCAAAGAAACCCCACCAGUCGAUAGUAGAAACGAGCGUCUGAAGAAAAUUCGCGAGAUCCUGUCUAAGAAUCCUAACUUUGGCUCCCGGACCAAGGACAAAUCAUUUCCGAUAGUUAGAAGAAGUUCCAUCACGAAUGGAAAAGUAGAAGCCGUAGCCAAACCCCUCCCAAAACUGUUAAAUUUAGAGUUAUUUAACCCAGCCGUAGACGAUUUAGAUAGCGACUCGAGUUGUAUAUCAUCUCCCGAUUCAAUUUCUGAUAAUUUUAUGGCUAUAAAUUGCGAAAAACAAUCAACAAUUGGCCUUCCAGACGCAGUUUAUGGCCCUGUAUAUCCCAUGAAAAAGACUUUAUUAGAAGCAGCAGCUGAUGUAGCAAAUUCUUUGGACCAAACCGUACAAAAAGUAAUUAAAUAUAGUCCUAAGGCCAAGCGGAAAGUGGACACGAACGAAGUUAUGUCGAUUUUACAAAGAAAGUAUGUGGACAACGAAGUGCUAUCGGAAAGCUUCGCCUGGCCGGAAAACUGGAACGAAGAGUGCCACAAGCAUUUAACCGAAUUCGCCGAACAAAUUAGUGAGAAGCUGUUAAAGCAAAUCGACCACUACGAGGAGAAAAACGAAGCGUGCAACGAGUCUGGAUACAGCGAUGCAUACAUUGCCAGGUUAUCAGAAGAACUGAACGACCUGACGAAGAUAAGCAGCGAGAUCCAGAAGCAGAACGAAUACUUGAACAAGCUGAGCUCAAAAGACAAAAAGCUUAUGCAGAAAAAAGAGAGGCAGAAAAAACUUUUAUGCGACCAAUGUGAUAAACAACAGCUCGGUAGUACCUGUAAAGAAAGUAGUAGAUUAGAAAAUUGUACAUGCGAAAAUCGAAGUCAAAGUGAUAUUAAAUUUAAAAGUUUAAAAAAUGUAAGUAGUGACAACACCGCCAGCACAACCCCAUCUACAACAAGUUCAUCGGCGACCUUAGUUAAGGAUCUAGAGAUGAAAUUAAAUGGCCACGACAAUAUUAGCGAACUUAGUAGUUGUAGUAGUAACAUCAACGCAAGCGAUAGUAAUGGUUUCGAAGAGGAUCCGAUUCCACUCAAUUCUAACCGAGGACCUAGGAAGUCCUUAACCAAGAAUGGUGGAAAAACUUGCGAAAAUACAAAUUCUGGUACAAAAGCUUUAUCGACGUCUUCGACGUUCAACAAAUCCACCGACUCGUCGGACAGCAUCGAGUCGGUCAUAUCGAACAAAACAGGUCAAGGAAAGGAGAGCAGCGAAGAGACAAAGUCGCAGCGAUCGCUCGACUUUAGUCUAACCAGCAACGAGGGCAGCACUGCCAGCCUGGCCAGCAAUAUGGAAUGGAAGAACAUCAAGACGACGACGCCUGGCGGCGGGACGACGAGCGAUUCGAAAAAACCGCGGUUGCAGAACACGAAAAAGAGCUUUAAUAAUUCUAGCAUGGACGAAUUAAGUGAGAAAUUGCUGGCCGAACACAACAAUGAAAAGUCCAGCGAAUCACUGGACUCCAUACAGUCGGAAAAAAAUUCCGGAGGAGAGAUUACUUUUCAUAGAUAUUAUCACGUUUUUAGAGAGGGAGAGCUUGAUAAUUUAAUCGAAAAAUACGUUGAAAAUUUACACAUUAUUAGUAGUUAUUAUGAUCAUUCAUCUUGGUGUAUAAUCGCUGAAAAAGUUCGAGUCUGGACGAUUUAACUUGUUUUCAACACCUAUUUUUCGAAAAUCAAUAACCUUUUCUCAUUUAUUUAUAUUGUAUAUACGUAAAAUGAAUAAAAAUAGCUUUAUUAUGAUCGACAA
Brassicogethes aeneus is the source of this 4325-nucleotide messenger RNA. The record is from the annotation of a GenBank genome assembly. NCBI's taxonomy places the organism in Eukaryota, Metazoa, Arthropoda, Insecta, Coleoptera, Nitidulidae.